AUGUUGGUCGGUCCCGAGCCAAAGCGCCCCAGGACCGAUGACGGCUCCAAGUGGACCAUCACUUUUACCGAGAAAGACCUCGAUCGCAUCCAGCUCCCACAUAACGACGCCCUCGUGGUCACGCUACGCAUCAAAACCUUUAACAUCCGAUGCGUCCUCGUUGAUCAGGGCAGCUCGACCGAGGUCAUGUACUACUCUUUGUUUAAAGACCUGAAGCUUUCAGACACCGAUCUCCGUCCCUCCAAAGUUCCCCUCAUUGGAUUCAACGGAGCUCCGGUAUGGCCCUUCGGCAUGAUCACUCUCCUCGUCCAUGCCGGUUCGGUGGUCCUUGAUAUGGAGUUUGUGGUGGUCAACGUUCCUAGCCCUUACAACGUAAUCGUCGGGCGCACCUGGCUCCAUAAGCUAAAGGCCAUCGCCUCCACUUAUCACCAGGUGAUCUGUUUCAUCGGUGCUAAUGGGCGCCAUGAGGACUUGUACGGAGAUCAAUCCGCGGCCAAAAUAUGUUAUGUCAACGCAGUCCGAAGUAGUAAGCAGACUUCCCAGGUCAACCUUUUGAGACCAAGACAAUCCUCCCUGAUCCACUCCGAAGCUGUGAUCGAAGAGGUCAACCGGCUCCUAAAUGCGAAGGCCAUCCGAGAAGAGCAGUACCCCAGAUGGUUGGCCAACACAGUGGUUGUCAAAAAGAAGAAGGGCAAGUGGCGGGUCUGUGUCGAUUAUUCCAAUCUCAAUGACACCUGCCUGAAGGAUUUCUUCCCCCUUCCACGAAUAGACCAGCUCAUCGACGCCACUGCCGGCCACGAUCGACUCAGUUUUAUGGACACUUAUCGAGGCUACCAUUAG
Molecule: messenger RNA, 840 nt
Organism: Rhododendron vialii
Lineage: Eukaryota; Viridiplantae; Streptophyta; Magnoliopsida; Ericales; Ericaceae
Exons: 2
Coding region: 1-840 (279 amino acids)
Source: RefSeq, a predicted model, not a curated record